CACGCUCUGUGUGCCGGGACAUCACUUCUUCUAGAGGUGUCUGAGCUCGGCCGGCUGUUCGGAACGCGGAUCGAUUAUCGGUUGUUAUUUAGUUUUGUUUUGCCCCAACGGAGCUUCAGAUUUCUGGUUGACCGCUUCGGGAUUGAGGCGUCAACAUGGGAAAGUCGUCGGUCCUGAGCGCCGUCCUCCUGCUCUGCACGGUGCUGAUGCACACUGAUGCGGAGCAAGAAUACUUCACCCUGUCCACUAACCUCACCUGGGAGGAGGCCAGAAGCCACUGCCAGAUGUGCUUCAGUGAUCUGGUGACCCUGACUCCAUUCAACAUCCGGAACAUCAGCCAGAGAAUCAGCUCCGCCCACUGGAUCGGCCUUCGGAAGUACUUCAACUCCACGGGCAACGGCACCACGGGCAACGGCACCACGAACUCCAGCGUGCCCUGGACCCAGUGGGCCGACGGGGCUCCCCUCGUUUUCCAGAACUGGUACCCCGGCUGGCCUGUCUUCAAAUCCCCUCUUCCAAAGAUCGAGUGCUGCAGCUGCUCGUGCACGUGCCCCGCACGAGUUUCACCCACAUCAGCCCCGACGCGCGGCUAUACUGAAAGCCCAGAUUCAAACAACACAGAUGCAAGCACCACGGAUGCAAUCCUGAGGCACGGACCUUCCGAAAGCCCAGCAGGCUACCGCAUCACAGACCCCACAGACGCAACCACCCCAGACGCACCAGACACCACUCAGUCACACUGGGUGAGCACACCACCGACGCCCAUAGCGUCGACAUGCGAGCGAUCGCCCAUGCUGCCCCCCAUCGUCCCGGAGGAACUCCAGAACUACGUCGAAGACUCCUGCGUGGCCAUGCUCAGCUUCGGGCCUUGGGUGGAGAGGGACUGCUCGGACCCUCUGCCUUUUAUUUGUUAUGAAGAUCGUUUCUACGGAGAGGUCAACGUGAGCGGCAUAACGGCGACGAGCGCCUCUGUGGCGUGGCAGCGCGGGCCCGACGGCAUCAGCCAUUACCGGCUCCAUGUCGUAGGCGGAAAUGAGACGUGGGUUCAGAACCUGACCGAGCUGAGCCGGGACCUGGACCGCCUGACCCCGGGAACCGGAUACUCCGUGGAGGUGUUUGCGGUGAAGUGCGGCAGAGAUCUCAACCCGCAGACCACCAUCUUCUACACCACCCCCGAAGAGGUCCAAGACCUCAACGUGGUCAAGGUGACGGAGCGGUCGGUCACUCUGAACUGGACAGAGCCGGAGGGACAGUUCGAUUUCUUCCUGGUUAAAAGUCCCAGUGAUGAUGUGGAGGUCACGACGGAGGAGGCGGAGGUGAAAAACCUGAUGCCCGGGGGCUGCUUCACCUUCAGCGUCCUCACAGGCGUCCAGGACAGGUCCAGGUGGAGCGAGGCGUCCCCCAUCGCGGCGUGCACCAAGCCCGAGAAGGUGUCCGAUCUGAAGGUGUCUGACAAUACCAACAUGUCGCUGGUGCUCAGCUGGACGCCGCCGGAGGGAAACUUCACCGGCUUCCAGGUGGUGGCUCUGAGCGUCAACAAAACGUUGCUGUUCAAUGAAACCCGCGGCCGAGGGGAGACCUCGGCGGUCGUAACCGGUCUGCCCAACGGCAGCGAGAUCCGCCUGUUCGUGACGGCGCUGGGCAGGGACGGCCUGAGGGGGGACACCGUCUCCGACGUGGACUUCACCGCUCCAGGGCCGAUUUCCCACCUGGUUGUGGUGACAAAGGACACGUCGCUUAAUGCCGACUGGAAGCCCGCUGAGGGGGGUCCAUUAACUUUCACCACUGAGCUUCUGUGGGAAAAGACAGUCGUGAAAACAAAAGAUGUUGUGAAUGAAACUUCGGUGAUGUUUGAUACACUGAAUACGACAACCGAAUACACUGUGGUUUGGCUGCUCCUCCUAGAAACUUUGUUGCCAAAGAUGUCAAAAUGGACUCCAUCACCUUACACUGGAGCCCCCCCCCCCAAUGUAACAAAGGCUACUUACCUGGUCGAGGUCAGGUCCGGCUUUUGGAAUGAGAGCUUUCAAAGUGAAACCCAGAAGACCACUUUCACGUUUGAUCGAUUAAGGUCGGGAACCAAUUACACAUGUGAGGUGAUGACGCAGGCAGGAGACGACAAGAGUCCGCCAGUGAACCUGACGGAAAUGACAGUGGCAGACAAAGUAGAAAUCGGCCUUUCCAUGAUGUGCUCUUCGGCAGAUUCUCUCCAAUGUGAAAAUGAGACGAAAGUGAUGAAGGAGAUUCACGACUACUUGGAAUCUAACCUGAAAGAACACAUUUUUUGGAAAUUUAAUUAAAGUUAAUGAGGCGGAAAACAUUUUUUUUUUCUCCGUUUGAGUCUUCAUCUGCUGUAGAAAUAUUCCACCUUGUGUUUCUCACAACAUGCUAAAAGGUAGAAGAACUGCAUACAUUUUUUCAUUCUUCUUCAUUCUUCAUUCUUCAUUUUUCAUUCAUUUAUUUUUAUUUUCAUUCAUCCAUUUUGAUGUGUUAAGAUCAGGCCGGUCGCCAUAUACUUUUGUUCUGUGCUUCCUUGUCCUGCAAGAGCUUCCAAACUUGGUCACCAUGCAUCGUUUUUUUCUUACCCUUGUUUUAUUUAACCUGGGCCUCAUUUGUCAUCUGCUCCUUUGUAAAAGCAUCCAAACUGAACCACUUAAGCAUUGAAAGUGGAUGAUAUUUCUGGUCCUUUGGUGUAAAAAAAAAAAAAAUGGUGUCAAAAACAUUAUCUGGGAUAAGUGGUGCAGUCUAUUUGUAAUAAACACUGUUGAACUCUGA
Molecule: messenger RNA, 2775 nt
Organism: Menidia menidia (Atlantic silverside)
Lineage: Eukaryota; Metazoa; Chordata; Actinopteri; Atheriniformes; Atherinopsidae
Source: the annotation of a GenBank genome assembly